CUCUUCAGCCUUCACAGGCUUCAGGCGUGAAACCCAAGGACGUUCGCAGUAUUUCAAUGGCGUGAUCCGUGGGUUUCUAUCAAAUACUGCUUGCGUGGCUCAUCUAGAAUCCUGGGAGCAAGCUGAUCAAGAUCUUUGGAUAGACUUGCCUUUCAGCUAUUGUCGGAGGCGUACCGAGCGCUUUGCAUCGGCCAUGUGUCCUCGGAUGUCGGACGUAUACUGGCGGUAGUGUGCAUCUUCCUUUGAAUGCUGGUGCUGCUAAUCAACAUUCAGUUGGUAAUGGUGCUCUUGAUUGGGCUUGGUGAGGACAGCAUUGCUUCGAGAUAGGAGUCUGGCAGCAGUCUGUAUCCUGUGCUCUUUUGAAAGUGGUCACCUGUUCUAGAGAAGAUAGAGGAACUCGCUUUCCAGAUCUCAGGUGUGCAAGAUCUCACUGAAGCAUCUAGAUCAAGGAAGGUCUGCUAGAAGCACUACUUCUGCUGAGAUUGCGACAAGGAAGCUCCCGUGCCUAGUUUCUGCGGGUACGGGAGCCCUCAGGUGGACGAAGGAAUCUUCAAUGUUGACGGGGGGUAGGUUGGUAUCUGUUUGAUGGCUGACGUGGGGCCCCCCCAUGGGAGCGGGGGCCGGGCCCGGAGGACUGCCUCAUUUAGGGCACAGCAUUCGUGGGAGGAGGUGCAGAUUGCGCUGCCGCACUAUCAGCUGAAGUCAAGGAAUCCGAUUGGCCAUGGCACCUUUGGGAAGGUUUACUUGAUGGAGCACCGGGUUAGCGGUGUGCGCACGGCGGUCAAGGCGCUGAAGAAGGACAAGAUCCGGGAGGAGGGCCUGAGCAGCAUCCAAAAGGUGCGGCGCGAGAUUGACCUCAUGCGCCAGAUCAACCACCCCAACGUCAUCCGCCUGUACGAGGUCGUCGAGACGGCGGACUUCAUCCUGCUGGUGACUGAGUAUGCGCAGGGCGGCGAGCUGUAUGACUACAUCACGGACAAUACCAGACUGCCGGAGCAUGAGGCCCGGCGGAUCUUCCAGCAGAUUAUCGCAGGCGUCGCUUACUGCCAUCAUCGGCGGGUCGUGCACCGAGACCUGAAGCCAGAAAACAUCCUUCUGGACGAGAACCGCAACGUGAAAAUUGCAGACUUUGGUCUCGGGAAUGCCAUCACAGACGGCAACUUUUUCAAGACCUGGUGCGGGAGCCCCAACUACGCAGCCCCGGAAGUGGUUGCCCGUCACCCAUAUGCCGGCCCCGAGUCCGACAUUUGGAGCUGCGGCGUCGUGCUCUAUACACUCGUGUGCGGCCGCCUGCCCUUCGACGACCCUUCCGUCGCCUCCCUCUACGACACCAUCAAGCGCGGGGCCUACUCCUUCCCCGGCGAAGUCCCCCUCACUCCGGGCGUCGUGGAUCUGAUCGCGCGCAUACUGGUCGUCGAUCCGCUGAAGCGGAUAACCAUCCAGGAGAUUCGGCGGCACCCCUGGUUCUUCCCGUGGUUCAUUCUGCAAUACUUGCCCCUGCUGCCGCCCCCCCUUGCGACCGGGCCCGUUGUUCAAAACACCGGGCUGCAGCUCUCGAUUGGGCCGUACUCGGGCGAGGAGUUUCCAGGAGGGGGGGAGCCGGAAGCAGAGUCGGGACCGGGGGGUGUGAACGCGCUCCCGGUUAGGGGACAUCAAGAAGUCGACCAGCUAGCGGGGGGGGAGUCCAAGCCCGCGCACGUGCCCCCACCUGCGACUGCGGCCCUGCACGCACUGACCCUGGGGGAUCCCCUUGAAGACGAGACUGGGGAGUCGACCGCAUGGGGGGUCCCAGACGCAGCCAACUCCACCCCCCACUGUCACGACCGAUUUGCCGGGGUGCCGAAAUGGGGCUCCGGGAUGCCGCUCCACAUUCGGGCAAACCGCGCCUGCGAGGCGAUGCAACGGCUGUGCCUCUUACUCCAGGGCAUGGCCGUAAAGUGGAACCGGAUGUCGGAGUUUCACCUUGAGUGCGCGUGGGCCUGCCACGUGGCCCCCCCCGAGGCGCGCGAGCUGGCGCUGCAGCGGCGCCGGCCGCCGCUCCAAACGGAAUUCCGCCCGUUCGGCGCCGUCGAGGGAACCGCCCCCCGAAUGCAGCUACAUCGGAGUUUACUAACCCUCCUGGUUCCGGAGCCGGGCCGACCGCAAACGCUGGCGGUCUAUCCCGGGUCUCCGGGCUCGUCUCAACCGUUCUUGAGCCCGAUUAGUGCAGAGGUCGGGUUUGGCCCGGCUUACCGGCAGCACGGGUGGCCGGGCGCCAGUACAAACGGGCAUGGGAAUGGGGCGUUCAGUCCGUAUGGAGAGCCGCUGGAAACCAACCCGUUCGGGCAGUCGAACGGCAGUUCCGUUCACUUAAAAGCGGUGUCUACCGACCGGAAUGACGGAAGGGAGUCGGACUUGACACAAAACAGGGUUGCUAUGGGGCCCGUGGGAUUUGGAGCGGGCCCGGUGUCAAACGGUCCCGUCAACGCGUUCCAGCACGGGGCAUUUUCCGCGUUCACGCCCGUCCGACUCGGGAAGAACGGUUUUGGGCGGCCGCCCAAUGGGGUUAUGCAGAACCGGUUCCAGCAGACUGCGUUGUUCGGGCACGGGUUUGGGCCAAACGGGUUGGCUUACCCCAUGGCGGGUUCGCCAAACCCGCCGGCGAGCGAGAAGGUCAGCCCCCCCUUGCCGCAGCGACCGAGGUCUGCUGAGCCUUACGCGGUCGGGGGAGGUUUUCGACCCUUUGGAGACACCGGGAUGCCGCCAUUUGCGGACCAGCAACUGUUGGACGGGGUUCAGGGGGGCCCGAACGGGUUUGCCUUGAGUCACUUUGGGGAGAUCGUUCCGGUUGGGGGGGACAGCGACGAGUUUGACAGCGGGACUGACGGGGAGGGGGGGGUGGGCGCAGUCUUCGGCAAAGGCACGAGCUUGUUCGGAAACCGAAAGGCGGCGCAGGAAGUAAGUACGGGGGAGGCGGGGUUCGCAUCUGAUGCGGUUCGGGGUAGUGCCGGCGGAGCUGGGGGGUGGGGCGCGUUUGCCGGGCAGCGGAACGGGUUUGCGUCGGUUGCGGGUGGAAACGGGUUUAGCGGUUUCGGAGCAGCGAAAGACCUUCCGGUCACCGAGCGGUUGGUCGAGAACGGGGACGCAAGAGAGAGAAGGGAAUCGAGCGCCGGCCCCGACAUUGGGGCCGGUGUAAAUAAGGGCGGUGCCCCCAGGGGCGGCCACGUGGCAGGGGCACAUGCCGCCCAGCAGGCGGCGGAGCCUGCACAUGUACAAAAUAGAGACAUUGGCUACGCAGAGUCUGUACCAUAUGGCCGGCACAUUGCCGGCGACGCUCACGAGGCCUCGCCGGAGGCGCCCCGCUCGCGGGACGAGCGGAAUAAAGAUCGGAAGCGGGGCAAGCGGGUGUUGUCGCUCAACGGCGAGAUGGGCAUGGACGUGCAGGAAGGUUACGGCGGCGGCCGAAAUUUGGGUUACGUAAACAGCCCGGUCGGUCAGGCGCCGGAUGGCAGAAACGGCGCCUGGCAGCAGCGGAAACGAGGAUACAGGCCCGAUUCGCGGGCGGAAAGGCAGUCAGACCCGUUGGCGGCGCAAGGUAGUCAAACGACCGAUACGGGGCAGAUUGCCCCGCAGUUAAAAAUGGUCGAAGUGCGAUUCGAGCUGCUUCUCUAUAGAUUAGCACCACAGGAGUACGUGAUAGAUAUAUGCCACAGAAGCGGGCCGACCAUGUACUUCUUUGAGUUGUGUGCGUCCCUGACACGGGAGAUGCUCGGCGCGCGGUAGCUUAGAACCAGCCAUUGAAAGCACCUAAGUGCUCCCCAGAUGAACAUAACGAGAGGCGUCGGAUUUGACGACUCUUUAUCAUAACUGUAGCCUUGAUUCGAAGGUGCCCGGCGAGACCGAGGCGGCAAUAAAUAGAGGACUACAUCACAAUUCGAAAGACUCCAUUAAGCUAGCCCUAAUCUAGAUAUGGUCAAUGGGACGACGCGAGGUAUGGAUCUGUCAAUUUAGAUACCCCAUUGAGAAGCAACGCGACUAUUGAAUCAACGUUAAUAAGCUUUCAUGCACGUG
Molecule: messenger RNA, 4050 nt
Organism: Klebsormidium nitens
Lineage: Eukaryota; Viridiplantae; Streptophyta; Klebsormidiophyceae; Klebsormidiales; Klebsormidiaceae
Source: the annotation of a GenBank genome assembly